CCUGAGGCCCCUGAUCCAACAACAGGAUUACUCUGAUAUCUGUGCUGCUGGGACCAGCGUGGAGAAGAUGAGGGUUCUGUUCACGGCCGUAGAUUCAGGCGGGGAAAAGGUGAAAUCUGCUUUUUAUACAAGAGUCUGAUGAGAGAAGAACCUGAUUUAGUCCGAGACAUGCUGAAAGCAGAACCUGAUCGAGUCAUAAAUCUACUGGGUGAAGAACUGGGUAUAUCUCCAAAAACAGAUGUUGUUGAUGAUGAUCCACCUGAUCAGUCUGGGAGUAACAGAGUUGAAAUGAUGGAGAUGCAACCUUUACUGGGUCCUGGAUCAGAGAUGGAGAGAGGAGCAAGACAGGCUGUUGAUGCUCUAGAAGACCAGGAGAGAGAGGAGGGAAGACCGGCUGUUGAUGCUCUAGAAGACCAGGAGAGAGAGGAGGGAAGACCGGCUGUUGAUGCUCUAGAAGACCAGGAGAGAGAGGAGGGAAGACCGGCUGUUGAUGCUCUAGAAGACCAGGAGAGAAGACAGGCUGUUGAUGCUCUAGAAGACCAGAGAGGAGGGAAGACCGGCUGUUGA
Molecule: messenger RNA, 567 nt
Organism: Oncorhynchus keta (chum salmon)
Lineage: Eukaryota; Metazoa; Chordata; Actinopteri; Salmoniformes; Salmonidae
Exons: 3
Coding region: 139-567 (142 amino acids)
Source: RefSeq, a predicted model, not a curated record